Molecule: messenger RNA, 2310 nt
Organism: Cyphellophora attinorum
Lineage: Eukaryota; Fungi; Ascomycota; Eurotiomycetes; Chaetothyriales; Cyphellophoraceae
Exons: 1
Coding region: 1-2310 (769 amino acids)
Source: RefSeq, a predicted model, not a curated record
AUGUCUGGCGGUGUACGAAACCUCCGGGCUAUGUUCGAGAAUAAGACUGGCGAUACCUCGAAUUCUCCACCAAGCAGAGGCCGAUCUCCAAGCAACUCAGUUGCUUCGAGUCACAGCAGACCUGUGAGCAAGGUCCGAGCCAGCUUUGUGGCAGUCGAACGAUCAGGAGAGCAAGGACAACUCUGGGGUCUGCGAAAGGCCAGCGACGUGAGCAGUAUGGCAGAUGCUUCGAAAGAGAACGAGUCAAGCGUGGUCGAUGGGCCGCCGUUGAGCAUGUCCAAAUCGACACCGGAGAAGAGCCCAGGUGACGGACUGGGAUCGAUACUGAAGGGAUCGUCCUUUGUGGCCACACCUAGCAAAGAGCUGCCGAACAAGAUGGAGUUUUUGCCAGAGAAAUCGAAAGGUCCAUUGACUGCUACGACGGCGAACGAGCAGAAGCAGCCUCAGACCAACGGUAUCGGCGCUCGAGCUGCAGAUGCCGCAAAGAAGAUCCAAGACAAGGCCAAGACAGCGGUCAAGCCGAAUCCGCAACCUAUCGAGACUACAGCCAGUUCAGACAAGUCGCCAAAGAAGUCACCAAAGACACCCACGAGUGCUGGACUGAAGCCUCGGGGCGGAGUUGCAAAGAUACAGGGAGUUGCAGACUCGGCCAAGAAGGCAGCUGAAGGGAGGGAGUACACUAAGAAGGCAACCCAGACCAACUCUGCUCAGAGUCCCACAACACCGAGAUCGCCUGCGAAAUCUAGCACACGGAAAGACCAGCCAAGAGCUGCCGCAGCGUCGGCCCCGAAGUCGCCAGCAAAGCCCACCUCAGCUCCAAAGUCGCCAGCAAAAUCGAUAAAGGCACCGUCUGCAGCGACAGCAGCAACAGAAGCGUCAGCAGCGCACAACAGGCCGAACAAGGUGGAAAUCACGAAAAAGCCUGCUGUUCACUCGGACAGACCAGUCAAGCUACCCUCAGCAGCCACUGCCACUACUGCAGCGUAUGCGUCACACCAUGAAGCACCAAAAGUCGAGACAACGAAAAAGCCAGCGCAUUCGGAUCGACCAGUGAAGCUGCCCUCAGCAGUCACGGCUACGACAGCCGCUUCUGCAGCCCAUGAGCGCUCGUCCAUCGACACAGAACCCAAAAAGCCGGCUCCUAGAAGACAGUCGGCAGUGACUGGCACCAAGCCAAGACUUUCAACCCUAGGCACUCAAGCAUCGCUGGCCAAGAAGGCGUCGAGAGCAUCGUUGGCAGAUCGCCCAAAGUCACGCGCGAGCUUAGCCAAGCCAGACGAUGGUUUCCUGGCAAGGAUGAUGAGACCAACUCAAGCGAGUUCUCAGAAGACCCACGACAAGGUUCAGAUAGACAGCCCACCCAGAGGUAAGGCUGCAGCUCCGACGUCAACGAAGCCAAUUCCUAGACCAAGCUUGAACAGCCAAGCGCACCACGAUCGUGCUAAUGGACAGAAAGCGCGUAGCGAGAAAUUGCCGAUCACUCCAGUCACACCUACCUCGCCCAAGCAAGCCAGAAUUGUACAUCAGACCCCAGGUUCGAAAAAGAUCGAGACACCAAAGAACGGGAAGACCGCCACAGGACACCACCACCAUGACCACGUGGAUGCAGAUGGCGAUUACUCAAAGCCACCCAGGAGCCCUGUCGCAGCGAAGCAUGUAAAGCCUGCGUCUCCAGAGAAAGCGCAGUCAAGCGAGCCCGCAAAGGACAGCACAUCAAGAGGUCGAGCACAUAAUGAUCACAUCGAUGUCGCUGGUACAUAUGCAGAGAAAGGCCCAAAUUAUGUGGACGCCUCCAAGAAUAUUGAGCAUGAAACCGUGCAGGAACCAGUCGAGGAGGGCGCCAGUAGUCCGGUCAACGGCAUGGAUACUCCUGGCACGACGAACGGUGCUGAGGCAAAGGCGCAAGAGACAACACCGCUGCCUCUGACAGAGCCAGAGCCACUGUCAGAGACCAAGGGCGAAGCGCAGAUUCCACCUCCGAGGAGUCCUCUGGCGGAGCCGGUCACUGAGCAAGCCGUCACUGCUUCUGAGAGCAAGACCGAGGUUCCCAGUACCUCAACGCGACCAGCAGAACCCAGCACGGAAGCUGGAUCUACCACAGUCGAGACCCCGGAGCGUCGCAAGCCUCGCAAGCUAGGUCCCAGCAAGAAGAAUUCGGUAUCGAACGUACAAUUUGAGGCAAAUGUGCCACGAGCGCAAAGCUCAGAUCAGCAAGCCGUUCUUCCUAAGGCUGAAGUUCCUACCACUGGUGAGCAAGAAUCGGAAACCCAGCCUGUUUCGAGUCUGCUAGGGAUACGCGGUAAUGACUAG